AAAAGAUCAUAAUAUAACUACAUGUAAUAUUCAGCGCCAAUCCGCAGCAGUAUGUUAAACUGCGUCGGCCCGCGAGCACACGUCGCGACAUUGUGAGCCUAUUCUCACAUAGUUACUGAACGAGAUUAACGUAUAUUUUAUAAUCUGAAGAAAAUGGAGCACAUCACACAAUCUUUCACGGAUUUGCUUCACAAAAUAGCUAAGGAACAGAAGUUUGUCGACUACAAUCUAGACAUCAAGGAAAUAUCGAGUGGAGGAGCGAACUAUACGUCCAAGUUGUUUGCAGUGAGCAUUAUUGAAGGUUCUAAUACACUGCGGCUGUUCUGCAAAGUCGCAGCCAUCGGUGAAAAGAUGCGAGCUCAGAUGGCAAAAAUUUACGAAACAGAACAUUACUUUUACACUAAUCUCGGGAAAAUUAUCCGAAAUAUAGAAGACCAGUGUGAAGUGCCAAAUGAGCAUAAAGUAAACAUCAGCAAGUACUACGGAAGUAACACAAAGCUAAACGAAGAAGUGAUGGUGCUGGAGGACCUCACGGCAGCCGGGUACGAGGCUUACGACAGGUUCAAGUCGAUAGACUGGCCGUACGCGCAGGCAGCGACCCGGGAACUGGCCAAGUUGCACGCAUCUUCCUUCGCUUACGCUAAACAUGAUCCAGAAGGAUUUAGUGUGGUCAUGGAAAAAUUGAUGUUUGAUUUCAAGAUGGAAGACGCUGAUAUGAAAGUUUAUAUGGAGAACAUGGUGAAAAAGGCUAUCUCGACACUUCAAAAUGAGAACAAAACAAAAGUACAGAACUAUUUCGAUAGUUUAGACGUGAAAGAAUUUUCUGCAUCAUUCAAAAGGAGCCGGCGACUGACCGUGGGCCACGGGGACUUCCGCCCGAGCAACUUAAUGCACAAGAGUCUUGACGACGGUACGGUGGACAUUAAGAUCGUGGACCUCCAGACGCUGCAGGGCGGCAGUCCAGUCACCGACCUGAUCUAUUUCAUCUUCACUGGUUCCGACGAAAAAUUCCGCGCGCAGUACUUCGACAAGUUGCUAGAUCACUACUAUACAGAGCUCAGCGCCGCCAUGAAAAGGCUGCAGCUGAAUCCUGAUGAAGUGUUCUCUCGAGCAGACUUCGACUAUGAAAUGAAAGAGAAGCUGCCAUUUGGCCUCACUCUGGCUGUGUUCACCCUGCCGGUCAUCACGGUAGAGAUGGAAAACGCCCCCCAGGUAGACGAGUCUCUCGACAUCUCCAAGUUCAACGUGGAGAAGACCAGCGACCUGUACGCAGAGAGGCUGAACGGAGUUGUCAACGACUACGUCAAGUGGGGGAUUCUUAAAUAAAUCAUACAUUUGGCCAAAAUUGUAUUGUCACAUGCCGUAGGGACCAAUUUUCAAUAAUUUUGUAAGUAAAUUACCAAAUAUACUUUAACAAGAGUUUCUAAAUAACAUCGUGAAUCCCUAGUCAUAAGGUUCAUUUUAAAAUAUGGGCCCCUUUGUGUGUGAUGUCGGUAUUAUAAAAUGAAUUGACCAAUUAAUGUAAUAUGUAAAUGUUUUAGUGAAUUAUAAGAAUGUGAUUGUAUUGAAUAAAGUAAUAUAAUUAUAUUUUACAUUUUCUGUUUAGUUUAGAAUAAUGUGUUAUUGUUGAAUUAAAUGUUUUCUGUUAUGAUAAUUUCCAAUGCAAUGUAAUAUAAAUGUAUUUGACUGGGUGUAGGUAUUAUAAGAUGUUCGACCGACAUUCGUGCAGAUUCUGUUGUGUACGAACUAUGCUGGUGUAGUGUUGUCUUGUUGCUUUGUUUUUAUUGAAGCGCAACAGAAUCUGGCGCGAAAUAUAUAUGUAUUUAAUUUUAAUUAUUUUGCUGUACAGGGUCUUAUAAAUAAAAUUUGUUUUAUUA
Messenger RNA from Spodoptera litura, 1877 nucleotides. RefSeq lists its product as uncharacterized. The record is from RefSeq and is a predicted model, not a curated record. NCBI's taxonomy places the organism in Eukaryota, Metazoa, Arthropoda, Insecta, Lepidoptera, Noctuidae.